AUGGCUGUCGAGUCGCGAAAUUUCUGUCUUAUGUCGCCGCCCCGUCAUGCUUCCGCCCCAGCUCGUCUCGAGGGCGACUCCGUGCACAGCAUUCAUGACAGCAGACCUGCUCCACCCAUUCCCGACUUCAAGGCCGAAUGGUACCUCCUCGGUCAACCCACUUAUCAAUCUACCUCUUCUGCAUACCUUGGUCCCCUCCUCGCCGCCUGCUUCGCCGGCUGGAUCUUUGCAGGCUACGAGCAAAGCGUUAGUACUCUCUCCCUCGCAUUGUGGAGCGGUGUGUUCUACCUGUUCUUGGAUUUGACAAACCGCCUAAUCUGGAGAGAUGUCCGGUUUCGAUGGAUCCUCGCUCGCGGUCUUUGGGAGUUCACGACUCUAGUUCCAAACGGCAGAUGGCGAUGUAGAGCUGAGAUAAUUGCGAAUGAGGCGGAAUACUGGCUUGUGCGGAACUGUCUUUCGAUCCAUGACCGCAUCCAGGCGGACUUGAUGAUUGGCUGGCAUCGCUGGGUUCGAAAAUAUCAACAACAGCAUGGAUUUGACUUGUUGGACGGACUGAGCUUUUUCGCUGCUCUUCUCAUCCUUCUGGCUUUUUCACUCUGGUGCUGUCAAGGCCCUCAAUCUCAGGAAGUGCUGAAAGAAACACCCCCAGCUACUCUCUCUUUGGCAGAUUGCCGGGAUCCAUUUUGCCUUACAGCAGAGUCCGCCCGAACACAUCCGUUCAAUACCUGGAUAUCCCAGCGCAGUUCCGACUAUUCCCUUUUCUGGCUCGCCAACGCUACAACGAUCCUGUCUACUGUGCCGGGCGUGCAGAAGAAGGUUGGUUCUUCCAUCACCCGAUCUUCUCCUCUCUGGAAAGUCGCCUCGGAUCUUAACCACGUCUCGUACUAUCUUGAACGGAAGCGAUUUACUUUUGUCGAAGAGCGUCUUGCCGCUUUCAAUUCCGCGUUAAAGGAUCUUUCCUGGGACUUCGACACACAAUCACAGGUUCUGUUCAGCCAUGUUCUGGAUGGCGAGAAAGAAAAGGACUCGACUCUCUACCAUCGCUUGUCAAACUUCUUUAGCAUCACCCCAAAGGCUCUUGCUGGUCCAAAGUUCUUCAACUCCCUCCGCAAUCGUAUCUUGACAGGCGUCAUGCCUCUCGGUCACCAGACUGUCCAACAUGCAGAUGCAAUUCAGAAAGACCUCGAGGUCUGCCGUGCACUACUCACACCUUUCCUCGGGGGAGUUCAGGCUGCAAUCGAGGCCGGACAAACGCCUUCCGAUAAGCCCUGCAACAGCAGUACGGCCAUCGAAGUUUCCUCUUCUCCUUCUUGCCACGAAGCUUGGGAACCCAUCCUCCACGAGCUGAAAACCAAGACCCUCUACAUAGACUUUAUCGAUGUCAAUCUUUUCGCUGCGCGGAAUCGUGCUCUUGCAACUUUGUCUGGUCUAGAGGUUCUGGAUCGAUACCUUCACAACGAAGUUGAGCGUCUGUGGCGAGGAAGCAAUCCCUUCUUCGGAGAGAAGAUACCUGCAGCUGUUGAAGUCCGUGACUUUUUGAGCAAUCUGAGACGGACUAUUGCUCCUCCUCACGCAGGAUUGGCCUCAUAUGCGAGUCGAGCGGGUCUGCUUGCCAGUAAACAGUGGGCUUUCCAUUACUCUGACGAAAUCUCGAAGAUUCUGGAGGGAAAGAGAUGCGGAGACGAAGACUUUCAAAGCUGCGUUCGUCAGGAAAGGGCCCUCUCAUCAGCAGGGCAGUCGAGAUCUGGCUCUCGUGGGUUCUGCGCUUUCGCAAACUGGAUCAUGCGAUAUGCUUCUCCCUUCCAAACCGAAAUGCCCACUACCGUCGAUCCUGCCGAGUCCGCCAUCCAAUCUCUCGAAUCCUCCUGGUUCAUCUACUCCACGUUCCGCUACCCCUCCCCUUCAAUCCAGCCGGCAAACAAAGACAACAUCCCGUUCCUUCCGAUCCAAGUCCCAGAAUGGUACGAAUACUGGUCCGGGCGUUCCAUAGAGUUAUCGCAGGAGGAAGACAGUGACAUUCGACAACACGCACAACCACUGAAUGAGAAAAUGUUGAAAAAUUGGAAGAGCUAUAAAAGCACUCUAAACGAGGAGGUCUGUUUGAUGGUUGGGGAAUCGAUCGGGUUGCCUAGUUGCAAGUUGGAGGAGGAGAUCUGGUGUGUAGACUCGCCUUGGAAGAAAGUGAGUGAGGUGGAACGGAGGAUGUUUUUGGAGGAUAUGUCGGAAUCGAAACGGAUAAGGAUGGAGAGGGCUGGUUACGAGGAUCCUGCUUGGGGAGAGCAGGGAGACAUAGUCUGA
Messenger RNA from Lecanosticta acicola, 2298 nucleotides. NCBI's taxonomy places the organism in Eukaryota, Fungi, Ascomycota, Dothideomycetes, Mycosphaerellales, Mycosphaerellaceae. The record is from the annotation of a GenBank genome assembly.